GGCGGGGAGCGCUGCGGGCCGGGGGUCACCCGGAACCGGGCCCAGGAACCGGGCCCGGCCCCGCCUGAGGCACGGGAACGGGUCUGUGGCGAGGCCCCGCAUCCCGCAACGUUGAUCGGGUCCGUGCGGGACGGGAGCGGCGCGGCCGCGGGAGUCAAGGCCGGGAUUAACCGGCGCGGGCGGAGGCGGCGGCUCAGCGCCGGGCAUGGGGCACGUCCCGCAGCCGGAGCGCAUCGCUGUGCGGUGACGGUGCUCGGGCACCGCGGUCGCUGCCAGGACGCCGGCUGCAGCCGGUGAUCACUGUGGUUCCUAUGGCGCUUCCUCCGUGCCGACAGAUGCUGGAAGCCCCGGAGGAAUCUGUGGUGUGCAUUGGUGACCAGAUCAUCCUGGAGGAAAGUUACGAUGAGAACUAUGUUCCCAGUGAGCAAGAAGUCCAGGAUUACGCCCGGGCAAUCGGGAUCGACCCCAUAAAGGAGCCGGAGCUGCUGUGGUUGGCCAGGGAAGGCAUCGUGGCCUUGUUACCGCCUGGCUGGAAGCCUUGCCAAGACAUCACUGGUGAGAUCUAUUACUUCAACUUUGCUAACGGCCAGUCCGUGUGGGAGCACCCGUGCGAUGAUCACUACAGAGAGCGUGUCAUUCAGGAGCGACAGAAGCUGCUGGCGUCUGGCAGCUUGAAAAAGAAAGAGAAGAAGAAGAAAGAAAAGAAAGAGAAGAAGAGCAAGAAGGAGAAGCAGUCAGUGAAGCAGCUUGCUCCCGCAGGCAUGCUGCUGGCACCCGUGCAGGUGCCCCCGGGGGGCCUGGCCCCGCUGCGUGGGGUCCCAGCCCCCCUGCUCCCUGGUCUGCGCCCCAGCCUGCUCCCCCUGCAGCACGGCAGCCCCGCACCCACCGGCCUCCACACUGGAGCAGGGACACAGCCUGCAGAGACCUGUAAGGCCACCAACCAGUUGAAGAAGUCACUUGGCUUGGUCUGCGAAGAGGAGAGUUCCUUGAAACCAGGGGCUGUAGAUAAAGGGAGAAGUGAAGAGGAAGAAAGUGAAAAUGAGAGUUCCCAUGAGACACGAGGACUGUUCAGAAACCUGCACGUGGAUGUCAGUGCCCUGGGAGGCAGCUUUGACUCUGAGGAGAAGAGCAAAGCAGAGGAGGAAGACUGUGGCAGCUGGGUAGCUGAUGCUGCUGAUGCUGACCUCCAGCACCGAAGGAGCCCUGCAGGAGAAGCUGGCAUCCUGAGAGAGAAGGAGUCUGUAAAAUCCAGACGUGCUGAAGAAGGGCAAGAGUUUUCCUUGGAUUCCGAUGCCGUGUGCCCUCCGACUCCCAUUGAAGUCCUUCUUGGCGAUGCUGACAGCAGCCUGUCUGACCACAACAAGGAUGAGUCCGGUGGGAAACACACUGGGAAUGACCCACUGGGCAAGCCCGAUCCUGAGGUGGAAUGUGACAUCUCUGCUGCUGCUGAGCUGCCGCCGUCCCUGGGGGAAAGGAGCGCAGCAGGGGUGGAUAUGCCCAGUGGUCCUGGGCCACCUCGAGCUGCAUCUCCGGCUGCUGAGCCUGCUGAGAGAGAUGAGCAGGUAAACCUGGCUUCUGCCAUUGCCUCCCUGUCUGGUGGUGAAGAGAUGCUGAAUGAAAUGAGGGAAGAAGCAGCAGCUGAUCUGGAAGCAGAUGGCAAGCUGGAUGCUGGCGAAACAUCAGAGGCCAGCGACUGUGUGGAGGAUUUGCAAGUCUCUGACUGCUUGGACCAUGAGGUGAUGUGGCCUGUGGACAUGGGCACCAAGAACUGGCUUUCUGAGCAGGUACCAGAUGUGGAGGAUCUGUCUGCUGCUGUGGACAGCCCCAUGUGCAAGGCCCAGGAGCUGGGAGAAGAGGAAAAAGACCAAAGCAAAGCAAGUAUAGAGGAAGAGCAAAGCAAAAGAACAAAUGCUGCCGAGAGCGGGAGGGCUCAGAGUGCUUGUGAGACACCGCAGGAGAAGAGGUUUGCUUUAGAGACCCCUGAGGAGGAGGAGGCUGUGGCAGCGGCAGCGGCAUCGCAGGAGGGCUCGCUGGAUAUCCCAGGCAGCCUGGAGGAGCUUGCUGCCCCACAGGAAGCGCGACCUGAGGAGCAACCUGAACUCGAGAAGUCCUUGAACCAGCCUAGUGAAGAGUCCCUGGAGGGAGCAGCUGAUGAGCUGGAGCACAGGCAAGAGAUAACACACUUAUUGCAAGCACAGGAGGAGAAAAGUCAGCAGUUCCAGGAGGAGAUGAGGCAGCCGGAGGAGGAGGAGGAAGCUGAGAAGCUUCGUCAGCAAAAAGAAAAAUCCCUCAGGGCUCUACAGGAAGACUUGGCAAAGGUCUCUGAGGAGGAAGAGCUGCGUAUUAGAAAGGAAGAAAGCGAGAGACUCUCAAAGCUGCGAGCUCAAAUUGCCUCAGAGACCAAAGCAGAGGAGGAGAAGAUAAGGGCAGAGCAAGAGGUCACACUGCAGAAACUAAGAGAAGAGUGGGAAUUCCAGCAGGUGAUGGAAAAGGAGAGCCUGGAGAGGAAGCAGCAGCUUGUUUUGGAGCAAAUGAAGGUGGAAAUGGAGGAAGUUCAGCAGAAAGAGAUGACCAAACUGGAGCAUGAGAAGGACCAAUCCCUGAGUGAGCACAGGUUGAGAUUAGAUGAGCAAAAGAAGAAGGCAAUGGAAGAGCUGGAGAAGGAGUUUGCAAGUGAACUUCGGCAGCUGAAAUCGGCAGCAGAAGAGAAGCAUCGUAAGGUCAUUUCCAGCCUGCAAACCCAGAUAGCAGAGGCACAGAGGAGCGAGGAGGCUCAGCUGCGGGAAGACUUGCAGAGAGCAGAGCAGAAAGUGCAGCUGAAAGCCUAUCGACUGACAGAAUACGAGCGCGAGCUCAGCGAGCUGAUGAGAGAGAAACGCCAGGAAGUGGAGAAAGACCAUGAGAGGAAAAUGGAGAGGAUGAAACAGGAGCACCAGGAGGCCCUGGCAAGGGUUCAGGAUCAGUAUGAGGAGGAGGAGAGGAAGCAAAGAGCAGAGCUGCAGGAGGGCCUGCGGGGUGAGCUGGGGCGCCUGCGGCAGCGGCACGAGGCGGAGGUGAAGGCUCUGCAGGCAGAGCUGGGCGAGCGGCUCGCAGCACUGCAGCACAGGCAGAGGGAGAAGGAGAGGAAGGUGCAGGAGCUGGAAAGCGAGCUGGAGGUGCGCAUGCAGACCGUGCAGAGCAGGUCAGCACAGCUCCUGAGCCAGGAGGAGUCUCUGAGGAAGAAGAGGCAGCAGCUGCGGGAGGAAGACAGGCAGGCGAAGCUGGAACGAGAUGAAGCUGCUUUAGCCUCUCAGCUGCGGCUAGAGGAGAGCAGGAAGGAGCAUUCCAGCCUCCUGGAGUCCAUCCGGCAGCUGCAGAAGUCUGUGGAAGAGCUGCAGGACAAGAAGGCUGAGCUGGAGGCUCAGGUGGAUUUGCUGCAGACCCGAAAGCAGAGACUGCAGAAGCGCAAGAGUGAGCUGGACGCAGCCAUCAGAAGCAAACAGGACACUUUGAAACAACUGGAGGCAGAAGAAAGUGUGGAAUCUCCAAAGGAGGAAGCUGAGCUCUGUGCUGAAGACCUGGGAGAAGCUAGUGAAGCUCACUCAUCUGGAGAGCCUGUUUCCCCACCCACCCAAAGCCAUGAGGACGGUGACCUCCAGUUUGAUCAUGUCAGGAGCUACAUCUCUGCGGAAGGGAUUUCCAUCAGGAAUGCCAAGGAGUUCCUGGUGACCCAGACUCACUCCAUGAGGAAGAGGCACAUGGCACUGAAAGCUGCAAAGCAGCAGUGGCGCCAGGACAUGCAGAAGGCCCAGGAGGUGGUGCAGGAUCCCAAGAGCUCCCAGCACCUGGAGGGCAUGCGCAAGAACCUGGAAGAGGAAGCCAAGCAGUUGGACAAGAUGAAGUCUGCUAUGCGGAAAGGACAGGUACUGCUCAAGAAGAAAGAAGAGAAGCUGAGCCAGCUGGAGUCCUCGCUGCUGGAGGAGCUCUCAGAUGAAGACACACUGAAGAGUGCUGCAUGCAAGAAGAUGGUGACUUUUGAUCUCAGCAAUUCUGAGGAUACAAACAGCACAUCCAGUGUAAAUGUAAAUCAGCCUGAAUUUGAUUUGAGAGCUGAUUUGCAGGCUGUCCCCGAGCCAGACAAGGUCAGGUUCCUGACAGAGUCUGUGAUGCGUAUCUCUAGUGAACUCGACAGGGUCCUUGGUGUCUUGGGCUCUCUGAGCAACCAACAGUCUCCACUCUUCACCUCGACGCCUCGUGACAGCACCCCUGUUUCUACAUGUGCCUCCUUGCCAGGACUUCAUGCAGGUGGCUCCCGGCUGCCCCCGCCAAGGACGUCUUUGGUGGACCCGUUGGCCUGGAGCUCUGGGCUGAGCUCUAGUAACCAUUCCACAGCUGGACGGUCAGUGGACAGCAUCCUGGCAGAUAAAUGGCACAAGUAUUUCCCAGGUGGGUUCCCAUCGCACACUGGAAGUUCCAGGCUUCUGGGCAGCAAGCUGGGAUACGUACCUGCAGAGGAGCAAAUCCGGCUGUUGCAGAGCUCCCAGUUCCAGAGCUGUGAGUCAGACAGCACAAGUAUUGAAGGAAUGAUUGGGAUGAACGAGAAAUGGCUGAAAGACUUCAUGAGGGAAUCAAAACUGCCUCUCUUCCCAGGGGCACAAAAGCCCCCUGCCAGCAGCUCCAGCAUCCCUCAGCUAAAACUGGAUGAAAACGGGCAACUCAAACUCUACCAUUACUAAAGGGUGGGCCUUGGCUCUGCAGAGAUGGUGGCGGGGGCCACACAUUGGCUCCUGUGAUUCCCAACCAUCUCUGCUGCGUCUUUGUGCUGUGCCCUUGAAAUAAAGUCUUUUUCCAAGAGAGCGGAGGAAGGAGGAAGAGAACUUCCCAGGUGGAUUCUUCUAAUCCUGUAAUGUGUCCAAAUAUACUUUAUAGACUGUUUAAUCCAGUGGUGAAACACCAGGGCUUCGAUAAAUCAACACUUCUCUCAUUAGUAUUCCAGCGAUCGUGAGCCAUGGCUGUGAAUCAUGGACUUGGAGGAACUGGUCAAGGGGGGGAUGUGAACCCAGCUGAGGUCUGCUAGAGGAAAUGUGUCAGGAAAGGAGCCCACCCUGAGGCCCAGCAGAUGUUUAAUAGCAGGUGGGCCAAGUCAUCUGCCUCUGGCACGUGUGUGAGCAGGCAGCACGAGUGAUGACGUGGCUCUGGAGCCCAGGGACAGCACUGGAAUGGCAGAUUCUGACUCUCAGGAAAUGCUUCUGUCUUCUGGAGUGGAAGCAGUAGGAGCUAAGCUGGGAAUGGCUUUUCAUGGCUCCUCUUUGUGCCACACCUGUGCUGCAGGAGCUCUUCUGUGUUAGGGAUGUGCAGCAUGGGGCAGCCCAGCCUAGUAUGGAUGAGACAAAAAAGCCCUGUCGGCAGCCUCCAGUGCCCUGAGAGGGACCUGAGCUCAGCUGCCAGGCGGUGGCUGCAGGGAUGCUCCUGUGGGAGGCAGGGAGCUGGAAGGGGGCAGAUGGUGCUGCUGUAACGGGAGGCAGGAGCCAGGCUCUGCUGGUGCAGAGCAGGCAGUGUGCUCUGUGCUUGUCUCUGUCACUAUUUCCUCCAAGCUGACGUUAAAUAUUUUAGGCUUUCAGGAGCUGCUGCACCACUUUGCCAUUUUGCCUGGUGAAGGAGGCAGCGUUUCAGGGAAUCCCAUCUGUGAGGAAUCAUCUUCAAAGCCGCUCUCCUUGGAUGCUGAGGCUGCCGCUCUGCACCCGUCAGUGCUGGUUGUGCGCCUCGUGAUGUGCAGCAGAGUAAGGCAGAGCCUUCCUGCUUUGCUUCCCUGUGCACAGGCACGGGGGAAUGUUUACAUGCAAAGAGAAAUCUAUUUUUGAUGAAUGGAAUGUUUGAAUUUAUUCCUUUUUUCCUGAUUUUCUUGGAAUAUUUUAGUUACUUUGUCCUAGGCCAGCUCGCUCUGUGCUCAGGUCCAUGUUCUCCCACUUUCUGGGUGCUAACCAAGCACAGGGUAGUCCUUCCUGAGGAAAGUCCUAGCUGUGACUGAAAGGGGAGAUCCAAACGCAGGUUUCCCAUCUCCUGUGGGAUUGCACCAAUCCCUCUCUGUAGGGGUUUGGAUUCCUGGCUGUUGAUGGAACACGUGGCACUCUUUCCAGCUGGGUACUGCAGAGGGGAGCCUGGUUCUGGCAACCGGGGCAGGCUGUGCUCAGAGCCACACAUUGCAGUGCAGAGCGAUGCCUCCUGCCUUAGCAGUAACUCGGUGUUAAAUCCUGUGACAGUGGCUGUAUGUGGUUUUGUACUCAAAUUAAAGCAGCACGAGCCUGUUUUGUACCAUG
Molecule: messenger RNA, 6296 nt
Organism: Melopsittacus undulatus (budgerigar)
Lineage: Eukaryota; Metazoa; Chordata; Aves; Psittaciformes; Psittaculidae
Gene: CEP164
Product: centrosomal protein 164
Exons: 31
Coding region: 312-4715 (1467 amino acids)
Biological process (GO): cilium assembly
Cellular component (GO): ciliary transition fiber; centrosome; centriole
Molecular function (GO): protein binding
Source: RefSeq, a predicted model, not a curated record